GCCGUGUGUUUACGCGGACGCCUCACUGCCGAAAAACGCCAUCGAAGAAGAAAAGGCGGAAGUUAGCUUGGUUUCAAGGCGGAACGAAAAUAGCGCGAUUCUACGAAGUGAAAUCGAGUAAAAACCAUCCAAAUAUCAAAAGAGCUGGCGAAUGAGUGACAAAUUGGCGCUGCUGACGACAUGUUUAGACUUUCUCAAGGAAUAAUGACGUCGUACGAGGAGCAACUUUGUCGAACGAGAGAGGAGACUGAGGGACAUCUGGACGCGAUUGUGCAGAACAUCGAAGCCCCGGAUGCGGAGGACGAGGAGGAUGCACAGAUUCCCACCUUGAAAGAGGAAGAGGAGGAGAUCGACGUUAGCAAGUUGCCACUGACUGUCGUCGUUGUGAAGGGUGAAGAUGAUGAAGAAGAUGAAGCAUCUGAGUGGUCACAGCUUCAUCAUCACAGUCCAAGUGGAGACCAUUGUGGAGGACCACCAGCAGACAAGCUAUUUGCUCCUUUGUCACAUAGUCAUAACGUGGAAGAACCCUUGAGAGGUGACGACAAACACUUGAAAAGCUCUGAAAAGGAGACAUCUGUUGUGAGAUGUCACACAGAUAAAAAACGUUUUAUCUGCUCGGUUUGCGGUGAAAAUUUUGCUCGAAAAGAAAAUAUGAAUGUACAUAUGAGAACGCACACGGGAGAGAAACCUUUUAGUUGCUCAGUUUGUGGUGAGAAAUUUGCUCGCAAGGGCUCUUUGAUUGGACACACGGCAACACACACGGGGGAAAAACCUUUCAAGUGCUCACAGUGCGGCGAAAGCUUUACUUAUAAUUACAAUUUGACUCGACACAUGCAGACACACACGGGUGAAAAACUCUUUAUUUGCUCAGUUUGUGGCGUGAGCUAUCCUUAUAAGCACAGUUUGAGUGUGCACAUGAGAACGCACACAGGAGAAAAACCCUUUAGUUGCUCAGAUUGUGGUGAAAGAUUUACAAAUAAGAGAAAUUUGAACGUACACAUGCGGACGCACACCGGAGAAAAACCCUUUGGUUGUUCAGUUUGUGGUAAAAGAUUUACUCAAGGCUCACAUGUGAUUACCCACAUGAGAACACACACGGGAGAAAAGCCUUUUAGAUGCUCAGUUUGUCAUUCUACAUUUGCAAAAAAAGCAGCUUUAAUUGCACACACAGCGACACACACUGGAGAAAAACCUUACACAUGUACAGUUUGUGGCGAAAGCCUUUCUUAUAAGCACAGUUUGAAUGCACAUAUGAGAACACACACAGGAGAAAAACCCUUCAGGUGCUCAGUUUGUGGUAAAACAUUCCCCCAAAAGCAAAACAUGAUCAAACACAUGAGAACGCACACGGGAGAAAAACCUUUUAGUUGCUCAGUUUGCGGUGACACAUUUGCUCACAGCUUCUCUUUGAGCAUACACAUGCACAAACACACAGGAGAAAAACCCUUCAGUUGCUCAGUUUGCGGUAAAAUAUUCUCUCAGAGCGCAAACAUGGUAGCACACAUGCGGACGCACACAGGCGAAAAACCUUUCGGUUGCACAGUUUGUGACAAAAUGUUCUCUCAAAGGGCACACUUGGUCGCACACGUGAGAACGCACACGGGAGAAAAACCUUUUACUUGCUCAGUUUGUGAUAAAAGAUAUUUUAAGAAGUCCAGUUUGACGGCACACAUGCGGAAACACAAUGGUGAUUAAACGUUUUCCUGCAUUGUUUGUGCUAAAACAUCAAUAAGUAACUGCACUAUACAAUGAAUUAGGCAGGGCAUAGUAAUGAUGAACAUUUAAUCAAAAAAGAGAGGUUUCAAGCUGUUUAAUGCCACUCCCAGUUGAGGUUUAUGGUCAAACUAAGCAAUAAAGAGAAUUACAAGUAGUAUAUGUAAAACAGCUACAGCUUUGUCGUAGGAAAGUCCGCUAGCUUGAUGCUAACAAACGACGAAAUUAUUGUAAAACGCCAUUGACAUGCUAACUGUUAGCAUCGACAUUCGCAGUUUUAGAACCCUUUGGGAAACGGCUAUUUGAAUGCAUAUGGUGAACAACAGAUAUUGACAGGUAAUAUAACAUUACUCACAGGCAUAUAUUCUUCAUCCUUGACAAAAAAAAUGACUCAUAUUACAGUAACUGACUGAGUAGUAGAAAAGCAGAAGUGCAUUCUUCUUCGUUUGUCUGCAUGACUGUCCUGUAGAAUAGUGCCUCCCGGUGGCCGGGUCACGGGCGUGCUGGAGCCUAUCACAGCAAUCUUCGGGCGAGAAAAGGGUAUACCCUGAACUGGUCGCCAGCCAAUCGCAGGGCACAAACAAACAACCAUUCGCGCACACAUUCAAACCUAAGGGCAAUUUGGAGUCAUUAAUCAACCUACCAUGCAUGGGAUGUGGGAGGAAACCGGAGUGCCCGGAGAAAACCCACCCAGGCACGGGGAGAACAUGCAAACUCCACACAGGCGGGGCCGGGAUUUGAACCCCGGUCCUCAGAACUGUGAGGCAGAUGUGCUAAUAUAUAUAUAUAUAUAUAUAUAUAUAUAUAUAUAUAUAUAUCCCGAAGAGCUGACAAGAGGUGGACCACAGAAACUAUCAAUUGGAUACCACAAAGCGGCCACGGCGAAGACCGAAAAGUAGAUGGACAGAUAAAAUCAUUAAAACACACCGGAAUACAAAACAUGAAGAAGAGGCCUACAUCCUGCAGUGGAUAGAUAACGGCUGAUGAUGAUGAUGAUCAUAUAUAUACUUUAUAUAUAUGUUUAUUUAAAAUAAUGCAUGUACUUUAAAAUAACAUUUACAGUAAUUGCUCAAUCUUAUUUAUUGUUUGUUACACAUGGUGGUAUUGUUACUUGUUCUUUGCUGCACUUUUCAAUGUUAUUGCAUUUAUUAUUCUCUGAUUAAUCUGAUUUUGAGCACUGUAUAUAUAUCUCAAUAAAUUUGAAUGUCUAUUUUAGUAGAA
This is a messenger RNA of Phyllopteryx taeniolatus (common seadragon), 2934 nucleotides long. RefSeq names its product gastrula zinc finger protein XlCGF57.1-like. Lineage: Eukaryota; Metazoa; Chordata; Actinopteri; Syngnathiformes; Syngnathidae. Gene Ontology annotation, biological process: regulation of transcription by RNA polymerase II. The transcript is spliced from 2 exons. The coding region runs from base 181 to 1695 and encodes 504 amino acids. Gene Ontology annotation, molecular function: DNA-binding transcription factor activity; RNA polymerase II cis-regulatory region sequence-specific DNA binding. The record is from RefSeq and is a predicted model, not a curated record.